Prorocentrum cordatum is the source of this 2111-nucleotide messenger RNA. The record is from the annotation of a GenBank genome assembly. Lineage: Eukaryota; Dinophyceae; Prorocentrales; Prorocentraceae.
AGCGGUGCUGGCACGGGAGUACGGUGGCGCGGCGCGCCGGGGCGGCCGCCAUUCGCCAGUGCAGUGGGCGUUCCGCGCUGGGCGCCCGGCGCCGCGGCGGGCCGCCGAGGACGGCGCGCCAGCGGGCCCGAGGCCAUGGCCUCCACCCUGAAGGUGUUCGGGCUCCCGGGGCACACGGACGACGCCGAGCUCCUGCAGAUGUUCGCCGUCUUCGGCCCCGUGGCCUCCGCGAGCCUCUGCGACGAGGAGGGCAGCACGCAGCGCUCCGGGCUCGUGACCUUCGGGACGCACCAGGCGGCCCUGGCCGCCAUGUCCCACAUGAAGGGCCGCCACCACCGGGGCGCCUGCCUCUCCGUGCAGCUCGCGGGCUUCUCCGAGCUGCACGGCGCGGGCGCGGGCGGCGACGGGCCGACGCGGCAGCGCGUGGCGGGCGGCCGCCUGGUCGGCACGGUGUCGAGCUGGCUGGGGGCCUACGGCUGGAUCGAGCCCGACGGGCGCCUGGACCACUCCGCGGCGGGGAAGCACGACGGCAAGGUCUUCCUGUCGUCGCGCGACCUCGGCGCGGCGCCGCCGCCGAAGCCCGGGGACCGGCUGUCCUUCGCGCUGUACUUCGACAGCGACGGGCUGGGCGCACACGAGGUGGGCCCGCCCGACAAGGGCGGGGGCCCUGGCAGGGUCGCCGUGGACGCCGCCGUGGCCCUCCUGCCCGGCAGCGUGGAGGUCAGGGUGCUCGGGUGGCCUCCCAGCCUGGAGGACGCGUUCCCGAAGACCUUCGCGCACUUCGGGACCGUGUGCUCCCACACCUUCGAGCGGCCGCAGCGGCAGGGCGCGAGGUCCUCUGGCGCCGUCACGUUCAGCUCGCUGCACUCCGCGAGGCUCGCCGUGGAGGCGAUGGACGGGAAGCCGUACGGCGGGAAGCCCCUGAGCGUGCGGUUCGCGGACCCGGAGCAGGAGAAGGCCGCGCGGCCCCUGGCGCCGCCCGCGGCACCUCCGGGCGGCGGUGCGCUCGGAGAAAGUGCGGCUGCGGCGCGGUCCCCGGGAGGGGGCCCGCUCGUGCGCUCGGAGGGCCCGGACCAGCGCCACACGGGCACCGUGAGGCAGUGGACGGCGACGAAGCACUUCGGCUGGAUCGCGCCGGACGGGCCCCUGUCUGUCCAGGACCCCCAAGGCCGCAAGGACGUCUACUUCGAGAGGCGAGACCUGGAGGGCGAGGCGCCAGCCAAGCUGCGCGUCGGCAGCCGCGUGUCCUUCCAGCGGGCGGUCUUCAAAGAGGGGGCCCUGCAGCAUGGGGCCCUGAGGCUGGGGACGGAUACCGAGCUGGAUCUCCACUGCUCGAGGCUCCCCCAUCCUGAGGUCCCCCAGCCUCCAGGGCCCCCCUCUUUGGACCGCCGGUCCAGCUCUACACGGACGCCAAGGGCCUCGGGGCGGCGAAGGUGCGCGUGGAGGCCGGCGACAGGAUGGAGGUGCUGGAGGCCCGCCGUGCGGAGCGCGCGGCCGCGGCGGCGGCCGCCGCCGCGGCGAAGCCCUGGUGGCACAGGCUGGCUGGCGACUGCUGUCCGAUUUCGCUCGCGCCCCUGGAGGAGCUGCCGUACGAGCCUUUCGGGCUCUCAGCCAGCAGCUCUGUCGCGGGGGGGCUGGAGGAGGGCGAGGGGCUCUGGGGCCCAGCGGCAGUGGCCGCGCUGGAGGCCGGCGAGCUGGGGCCGGUGCAUUGGUUCGACGGCAGGUUCCUGGCCUGCUCGCUGGUCGGUCAGGGCUGCUUCGUGGACCCGCUCUCCAUGCGCCCCCUCGCCCGCCGGGAGUGCGAGUCGCUGGACGGCUACCUGGCCCACAUUGGGUUGCCGCGCGUCGGGGUUACGGAGGCCUUCGACCUCGCGGCCGAGGCGGCAGCCGGCGGCGAGGCCGCGGACCUGCUGAGGCAGUGCCUGGAGCAGCAGCGGGAGACGGCCCGCAGGGCGCUCGGCGAGGCCGAGGAGGCGCCCGCGCCGCCCGGGCCGCCCCCGUGCGCCCCGGCGGCCGCCUCCGGCUCGCCGACCGCCGCCGGCUCGCCGGCCGCACCCGAGACCGGCAAGCGGCGCCGCUGGGGCCGCGACAAGUGACGAGCGGCCGCGGGG